Messenger RNA from Cuscuta europaea, 877 nucleotides. Lineage: Eukaryota; Viridiplantae; Streptophyta; Magnoliopsida; Solanales; Convolvulaceae. The record is from the annotation of a GenBank genome assembly.
GAAUACCAACCUUUUCAGAAAAGAAAGAGCAUAAAAACAAUAAUAAAAGUAAAAACAAUUAUUAUAGUGAUGAAAAAAUAGAACGAUAAUGGAAGAAUAUUGCAAUGGCCUAUAGGCAUUCAUCAUCAUCAUCUGCAGCGUCUCAUUCACGGGCUUCUUCUAGCCUUGCAUGCUGGGCAUUCCUGUUCUUUGCAGCUUUUUUCGUCUUUAAGGUGGAUAUUCUGAUUGUCCAGAAAAUAUCGAGAAUUCGACAUAGUACGGAACAUAUAAAUCAAAUAGUAGUUCAUGAACCCAAAUCACCCGAUUCGCCAUUCAAGUUCGGAAAUGGCACAUUCCAAAAAGAGUUCAUAUUAUCGUGGGGAGAUGAACGUUGCAAGAUAUAUGAAAAUGGAGAACUACUUACACUGGAACUCGACAGAUCUUCUGGGUCAGGCUUUGAGUCCAAAAAGGAAUUCAUCUUUUGCAAGAUUGAUAUGCAAAUUAAGCUCGUCCCCGGAGACUCCGCGGGCACCGUCACCACUUAUUAUUUAACAUCGGAUGGCGAUCACCAUGAUGAGAUAGAUUUUGAAUUUCUGGGAAACUCAUCUGGCAAUCCCUACACGCUUCACACGAAUGUGUUCAGUCAAGGAAGAGGUGAUAGAGAGGUGCAGUUCUUCUUGUGGUUCGACCCUACAGCAGACUUCCACACAUAUACUAUUCUUUGGAAUCCUAAAGCUAUCGUGUUCUACGUGGAUGGAACACCGAUCAGAGAGUUCAGAAACGCGGAGGCAAUUGGAGUGCCUUUCCCGAAGGAUCAACCGAUGAGGCUAUACUCAAGUAUAUGGAAUGCUGAUGCCUGGGCCACACAGGGUGGACGUGUGAAGACGAACUGGACUCU